GCUAUUUCCGGAGUAAGAUGGCUGCAGCGCGUGUGCUGAGGAUUUGGAGCCAGAACACUGUCAGACUGAGCUGUGUUCGCUAUUUUCAAACAUGUAAUUAUGUACAUGUUUUGAGGCCCAAAAGUGUGUGUUCUGUGGGCUAUCCAUUGCUCAAGGACAGUCAACCACAUCACUCCCUGAGAACCGCAGCUGUGCUCCAGGGACAGGUUGUUCAGUUCAAACUCUCUGACAUUGGAGAAGGGAUUCGAGAAGUAACUAUUAAAGAAUGGUAUGUAAAAGAAGGAGACACGGUGUCUCAGUUUGACAGCAUCUGUGAAGUUCAGAGUGACAAGGCUUCUGUCACCAUCACCAGCCGUUACGAUGGUGUCAUUAAGAAGCUCUAUUACAAUCUAGACGAUAUCGCUUAUGUGGGGAAACCACUGAUAGACAUUGAGACAGAGGCUCUAAAGGAUUCAGAAGAAGACGUUGUUGAGACCCCCGCUGUGUCCCAUGAGGAACACACUCACCAGGAGAUAAAAGGCCAGAAAACACUAGCAACGCCUGCAGUUCGCCGGCUGGCGAUGGAGAACAAUAUUAAGCUGAGUGAAGUUGUUGGCUCAGGAAAAGAUGGCAGAAUACUUAAGGAAGAUAUUCUCAGCUUUUUGGAAAAGCAGACAGGAGCCAUACUGCCUCCCUCACCAAAAUCUGAAAUCACACCACCACCCCCACAGCCCAAAGACAGGACCUUCCCCACGCCGAUAUCAAAGCCUCCAGUGUUCACGGGCAAAGACCGAACAGAGCCUGUGACAGGCUUCCAAAAAGCAAUGGUCAAGACCAUGUCCGCAGCCCUGAAGAUUCCGCACUUUGGGUAUUGUGAUGAGGUUGACCUUACUGAGCUGGUUAAGCUUCGAGAAGAACUGAAGCCUGUUGCCUUGGCUCGGGGAAUCAAACUCUCCUUCAUGCCCUUCUUCUUAAAGGCUGCUUCUUUGGGACUACUACAGUUUCCUAUCCUUAACGCCUCUGUGGAUGAAAACUGCCAGAACAUCACCUACAAGGCAUCUCACAACAUUGGGAUAGCAAUGGAUACUGAGCUGGGGUUAAUCGUCCCCAAUGUGAAGAACGUUCAGGUACGCUCUGUAUUUGAGAUCGCCAUGGAACUGAACCGCCUCCAGAAACUGGGCUCUUCCGGUCAGCUCAGUACCACAGACCUUACAGGAGGGACAUUUACUCUUUCCAACAUUGGAUCAAUUGGUGGAACCUAUGCCAAGCCGGUGAUAUUGCCACCUGAAGUAGCCAUCGGUGCCCUGGGAGCGAUUCAGGCUCUUCCCCGAUUUGACCAGAAAGGAGAGGUUUAUAAAGCACAGAUAAUGAAUGUGAGCUGGUCAGCUGAUCACAGGGUCAUCGAUGGCGCCACCAUGUCACGCUUCUCUAAUUUGUGGAAAUCCUACUUAGAAAACCCAGCAUUUAUGCUGCUGGAUCUGAAAUAAUGGCGAACAGGACAUCUGUGAACUUUCCGCCUUUCCAAAGAGUAUGUGAGGCCCAGCUGAGCCAGCCCGUACUCUGGUUACAGUUGCUUUAGAAAUGGUUUGUGCUCCUUGUUUGGUCUCUAAAGCACAGUAUUUAUCACUGACGCAUUAGGCUUUCUGCUGAAAAGGAUUGUGGGUAAUGGCUCUCCUGGAGUAUCACAUUGUGUAGGUCAGAGGGGGGCUUCCUAUUACGGUGCUGAGAUCUUUGUGUCAGUGAGUUGAAACAAGCCACAAAACAAAACUGAUGUCACUAAAUGUCACCAGUGUCACUGAACGGCAAGUAGCGGCGGCACAUGCUGUACUUGCCCUCUUAAUUUUUAAUUUUUAACUGAUUUUUUUAAAUGAGACUUUUAAAUUAUACUUAGUCAGGGAAAGGAAUUGAUAUACAAAUAUGUUUUCAUUUCCCUACAAUCAAGGUAACUUGUACAAAAUAAGUGCAAUUCUGUUUAUCUCUUCAGCUUAUGAGACAUACACUCUUGCCUUAUGUGUAAAAUAUCAUCCAUGAAUGUCUUAUAGCUAUAAGUUAGCAUUCUUGAAAGGGAGAAGCUAUAAGUUGGUCUUAAUUAUAGUUUAUAACCAAAAAGGCUGUUAAAAGUAAGUGUUUCAAGUGGAGAGAUGUCUAGGGCUGUGGGAGUGCUUUGGCAUCUUACUGGGAAAUAGUUGACUUGCAAACUCACUUUGUAGUGUAAAGUACCACAAGUACAGCAUCCCUGGCUUUCUUUCUUUUAACUUAGAAAUUUAUUGCCUUUUGAUUUUGUUGAUCUUUAGCUAAACAUGAGAGAAGGACUUGGGAUCUGUUCUGUUCUCCGUCCCUCAGUAGGCGCCUGAAUAAGAAGAGCCAAAGGGGAAAUUAUGGGCAUAAAAUUAGUUUAUACAGAAAUGCUAUCAAUGGUCAUCUAAAAUCAGGUGGCAUCAGGAUGGAUCUAAUUCAAGGCUGAGAAAGCCUUUCUUCCCAGCACUUAAGAAACAAAGACAGGUAGAGCUCCCAGACAGCCAUAGCUACAUGGAGAGACCUGUUUUUAAAAAAAAAAAGAAAGAAAAAAGAAUCAAAUUGAGUAUUUUGAAAUCUAGGUUUGGGUUUGUUUUUCUUCUGUUAUAUCAUGACAAAAUUGCUUAGUUAAAUGAAGGUUUUGUGGCAGGAGAAAAAAGGGUCAUUUUAAUGCCUACUUGAUUUUUUUCCAAAAAUGGAACUACAUUAUAAAUGUAGUAAAUGCUGUUUGGUUGGAAAUUCAUAUCAUGAAACGCAUUAUUUUCACCUAAAGAAAAUUAACAAAAGAAAACCAAUUCAGAACAGGCAUUGUGUCCACAGGCCUGUAAUCCUCACACGUGGGGGGCAGGGAGCUCCACGGCAUGAGGCCACGUGAGGUCACAUGGUGAGACUUGGAAGGAGGAAACCUACAGGUCACAUGGAGAGUAACACACUGUUAUCUGUAAUGUAAACAUUGUUAACAUUCUGACACAUGUAUCUGUAUACAUAGAUAGGUAUUCUUUUAUAAAAAUGAAAUAAUGUAUCUACUAUUUUAUAAUUUGAUUUUUUAAAAAUUUAUCCUUAUAUUGUGGAUACCUUUAUAUGUCAAUAAACAGUUCCACAU
Apodemus sylvaticus (European woodmouse) is the source of this 3097-nucleotide messenger RNA. It is a transcript of the gene Dbt, whose product is annotated as dihydrolipoamide branched chain transacylase E2. The transcript has 11 exons. Bases 18 to 1466 code for a protein of 482 amino acids. The record is from RefSeq and is a predicted model, not a curated record. Gene Ontology annotation, molecular function: lipoic acid binding; acetyltransferase activity. Gene Ontology annotation, cellular component: cytoplasm; mitochondrion. Lineage: Eukaryota; Metazoa; Chordata; Mammalia; Rodentia; Muridae.